CCUUGGGGCAGGUCCCUGGGUGCGAAGGAGGAAGUGAGUAGGUAGGAAAAGUGGAAUCCAGUCGUUUGUGGUAGUGGAGUCAUUGCUGCAGAGAAACUCUCGGCUAGUUCCUACCCCUUCAAGAGUGCUGGAGGCCAAACUUGGAAUACAAAUUUAAGGUUCCCCAGAGGGCAAAAGAUUAGGAAUUUAGUCCGUCUCCUCUCCCACCCCCCGCGCCCCCCGGCCCCGUCUGCAGCCGGAGCGGCCAGCACCGAUCCGGGUUAAAACUCCCAGGGAGACUCUUAGCAGCUCCCACUCGGGGUCCCCUUAGGGCUGGGCGUCUGGAUGGGCGCUCCCUCCAGGUCCUGGGACCUGGGAGGCGGCCGCUGAGCCCCGCGCCCUCCCGGAGGGCAGCCGAGGGGCUUCCACCAUGAUCACCAAUGUCUUCAGGAGGCGCCUGUGGGCCCCUGUGGGCGUCCUGACCUCACUGGCGUACUUAGUCCACCAGCGGCGGGUAGCCCUGGCCGAGAUGCGGGGGGCGCACGGCCAGCAUCCCGUCGAUCGGAGCCUACUGGAGUUGAAAAUGGUGCAGAUCGUGUUUCGACACGGGGCGCGGAGUCCUCUUAAGCCGCUCCCGCAGGAGGAGCAGCAGGUGGAGUGGAAUCUCCGGCUUCUGGAGGUCCCACCCCAAACUCAGUUUGAUUACACCGUCACCGACCUCACCGGUGGCCCGAAACCUUAUUCUCCUUUGGACUCUCAGUACCGGAAGACCGUGCUGAAGGGGGGCAUGUUUGCGGGACAGCUGACGAAGGUGGGCAUGUGGCAGAUGUUUGCCCUGGGAGAGAGGCUGAGGAAGAACUAUGUAGAGGACAUCCCCUUCCUUUCACCAACGUUCAACCCACAGGAGGUCUUUGUUCGUUCCACUAACAUAUAUCGGAAUCUGGAGUCUACCCGGUGUUUGCUGGCUGGGCUUUUCCCACAUCAGAAAGAAGGACCCACCAUCAUCCACACUGAUGAAGCGAGCUCUGAAGUCUUGUACCCCAACUUCCAGAACUGCUGCAGCCUGCGGGAAAGAAUCAGAGGCCGGAGGCGGGCCGCCUCUUUGCAGCCAGGAAUCUCAGAGGAUUUGAAAAAGGUGAAAGAGGGACUGGGCAUGGCCAGCACCGACGAAGUGGAUUUCAUCGUCCUCCUUGACAAUAUGGCUGCCGAGCAGGCGCACGGCCUCCCGAGCUGCCCCACGCUGGAGAGAUUCACACAGCUGAUCGAACAGAGAGCUGUGGACACAGUCUUGUACGUGCAAAGUGAUGACAGGGAAAGUCUUCAGAUGGUGGUAGGACCGUUCCUCCACCUCCUGGAGAGCAACCUGCUGAGAGCCGUGGACCCUGCCACUCCAGCUGGCAAGACCAGAAAGCUGUACCUCUAUGCGGCUCAUGAUACGACCCUCAUGCCUCUCUUAAUGGCCCUGGGGAUUUUUGACCACAAAUGGCCACCGUUUGCUGUUGACGUAACCUUGGAACUCUACCAGCACCGGGAAUCUAAGGAAUGGUUUGUGCAGCUGUAUUACCAUGGGGAGGAGCAAGUGCCAAGAGGGUGCCCUGACCGGCUCUGUCCACUGGACAAGUUCUUGAACACCAUGUCCGUUUACACCUUAAACCCAGAAAAAUACCAUACACUCUGCUCUCAAGCGCAGGUGAUGGAACUCAGAAAUGCAGAGUGACUGAUGGAUCUGAGCAGGAUGUGUUGACUUUUCAAUAAAAUGCCUUCUACGA
Messenger RNA from Rhinolophus ferrumequinum (greater horseshoe bat), 1748 nucleotides. RefSeq names its product acid phosphatase 6, lysophosphatidic (gene ACP6). The transcript has 10 exons. The record is from RefSeq and is a predicted model, not a curated record. Gene Ontology annotation, biological process: dephosphorylation. Gene Ontology annotation, molecular function: phosphatase activity. The coding region runs from base 410 to 1696 and encodes 428 amino acids. Lineage: Eukaryota; Metazoa; Chordata; Mammalia; Chiroptera; Rhinolophidae.